UCUAGCUGUGUGAGGGCAGAGACAAGACAGCACCAACAGUGUACACGCCGGGCUCUCAAUGACAACAUGACGUACCAGCCAGUGUUGGUCCACUACAGGAAUGGAGUCAAUGUGAAGGAUUUAAAAAAGGAACAUUUUCAGAACUGAAAGUUUUGUGUGACAGAAAGGCAGGAAGUUAUUCCACAUGGUAGUUGUUAUUAUGAUGCUGUGCUUCUGAGAUAGCUGUUCCGGAUUUAUUGCUGGUCAUCAUCUGUCUGCCCAAACUCCUCAAAGAAACGACAUCUCAGACCCUUGUACAGACUUGCUGACUUGCUGACAAAUUGCUGCAAUGUUACGAGUGUGGCCCGUGGAUCAAUGAGGAGUUGAUCAGUCUGUGGCAAACUGUCAGUGUUGAGGCAAGGGAGAUAAUCAAAGUUUGCUUCACGAGGGAGACAGUGGUUAACUGUGACAGCAGGCACGUGGUCAGAGCUGAAAGAAUUAACUCUUCUGAAAAGGUUUCACAAAGAUCCUUGUGUGAGGACACCACAGGGAAACAUGGUGCACACGAACGGAAGCCGACGUCAUGUCAACUUUCCACUGACGACUGAGGAAGACCUGACGUGGAAGCAGGCAGUGGAUCAAGACGAGGCGGGCUUCUUGGUGCACGCAGCCGUCUUUCUCAUGGCGGUCAUCAUCAUCGCAGGGUGCGCCGGUAACAUCAUGGCCGUCCUGGCUGUGAAGACCACAAGGAGGCUGCAGACCGUGUCCAACAUGUUCGUGGUGAACCUCAGCGUGUGUGACCUCAUGUUUGUCUUCCUUGUCCUGCCCUUCAACAUCUACACCUACAUCGCAGAUGGCUGGUACAUCGACGCCAACCUCUGCAAGUUUGUGGGCAUCUUGGGAUACACUCUCACAGGUACAACAAUCAUCACCAUCACGAUGAUAGCGUGGAACCGCUACAAGAUGGUCACUGACCUGGCCGCCUACAAGACAAUCUUCGUUCCUAGAAACAUGGCCCUGAUGCUGGUGGUUGCCUGGCUCCUCCCCCUGCUGGGCUUGAGUCCAGCCAUUGUGGGAGUCUGGGGCCAGUUCGGCUACGUCCCCGUGCUGGUCACGUGCAACUUGAUACUCGACCAUGACAGCCAGUCCUUCAAGCUCUUCCUCCUCCUCAUCCGAGCAGUGAUUCCAAGCGUGCUCAUCAUGUACUUCUACGCCAGGAUCUUCCGCACGACCAGGGCCAGUCAUCGCCGCAUCGUACGACCGACCAUCCUCAACUCUGUCCUUGACCUUCACAAUCACCGUAAGGAGAUGCAUCUGACUCGCAUGAUGAUCGCAAUAUUCAUCGUGUUCGCGUUGUCUUAUUUCCCCUGCACGAUAUCCAGCAUCAUCGACUGGAACACUGUACUGUCCAAGCAGUUUCAUAUGUUCUGCUCCAUCACCGUGUACGUUGGCAGUGCCAUCAACCCGCUUAUCUACGGACUCAUGAACUCCCAAUUCAGACAAGCCUACAUGAACAUUAUGUCCUGCAAGAAAGUAGGUAAGAAGGACCCAACAGUCAAGAUGACAAGUCAUGCCAUCCCCCACAAGCAGCACCUGUGUGAGUUGAACCAGUUGUUGCCAGGGCAGCAGACCUCAUCGUUGCUGGGUCUAGGCUCGAACUCGGACCCAUCACCCUGUGAGACAUGAACGGAUCAGGAUUCUCCCACGCAGCAAGGUGGGUCCAAGAACGUCACAGCAGAGAGGGAACGAACUCGAGUAUGAACGGGAUAUUGUGAAACCGCACAAAAGAUUGUGGAACUGUGAAACUGCUGAGGCAACCUGUGAUGUUUGCUGAAAUAGGACAGGAGUCUUCCUGUAGGUUGAACUGAUUGCAAAUGGAAAUGUGGACCCUAUUGGACUAUGAAUCAGCGAUGGAAACUAACAGUUUUAGUCCUCUAGUCCUUAUAUUGAUAGCAAAUAGCAAAACCCUUAAAAAUAACAUUCUUUUAGUCCUUAUGCUACCUUAAACUAUUGGGCUGUUUGGCAAGGACAACAGGACUGGUGCCAAUUUCGAACACUAUGUAUGUUUGUGCAUUUUGUUGGAACUAAGCAAGUGACAAUCCAAAAUAACAUUCUGACCUCAACAAAUAGACAAAUUUAUCAACAGUUCAAACAGGAGUUUGGUUUUAAAGUCCCAUUUUAACAGUAGUCCAUUCAUAUCACGUGUCAGCUUAAUGUGGGAGGGAGGCCAAAGUGAUGCAGGUCUGACACUUUUCCCACUUUGGUGAAACCCACGAGCACGGGCAUACCUAGAAACAAUUGGGGCGCACCAGGAUUCGAACCUACAAUCAUAAGUUUCUUGUGUGCCCAAGGGAUGCAAGUCUGUGCAGCGAACUGCGGUGCCUCACACUACUUGGUUACCCGGGCCCCAGUAAAAAGGCAUUUAAGAAAAAAAUAAUAAUGUCAUUACGCUAAUGCAUCCAAAUUAUUAAUUCAGAUAAAAUAUAUGAUAUCUUUGAGUAUAGUAUUACGAUUCUCGAGAUUACAAUUCUCCGAGACAACCACACAGGUCCGAUUGCGGUCCUACACCGCAGCCUGCACAUAUUUCCCAGAUUUGUUUUUAAGUCACACAAAAGACUGUGACCAAGUUUCUGAAGGCAGGGCCGAUGCAUAGGGAUGAAGGGAGGUAACUGUUGUUAUACACCGAUUUCAUUCCAGAGCAAUGGAACAUAAGAUAUAUUUUAAGAAAUAAAUAAUGUUUAAAAUAUUUCUUAAUAAGCCACAAAGUAGAAAUGUUUUUGCAUUAAUAUAUAUCUUGUUUCUACAAGUUUACUAAUAAAUUAGAAAUGGGUUUGCAUGAAUACCCCUUGUAAAUUUAGUUUCACAAACUAGAAGAGUUAAUGGGUGAAUGUAUUGUAUGUCUUGGUCCUAAUAAAUGUAUCAAUAACAAGCUAGAUACAAGUUUGCAUGAAUACACAUUUGUUCCUCAUUUUGGUAUAUCUAAUGCUCAUUAAGUUUAUUUAGGAUUUGUUUGUUUAAAAAUCACAUGGACAAGUGUGCAUAUCAGCGCUCACUUAUUGGAGAGUUUACUCCAUUCACAGCCUGUCUCAGCUUCCACUUACACACAGCGCUGGGAUGUUCGCCAAGGCUUCAAUAUCUUCCUUAUUCUUCACAGACAUUUGGUGCACAGACUACAGAAACACAAACCUCUGGCUACACUUCUCACUGGGGUUAAUCACGAUCAUUAACUAGGUGCACAUGUCAGGCAAAUUGGGGGAAAAGGCAUUGUCCAAAAUUUGAUUUAAAAAAUGAAUAAAUGGAAUAAUGUUAUACCAAUUAUAUAAGCUUCUCACUCUUCAUUUGUUCUGUUAUCUGUGAGUGAGUGAGUAUGGUUUUACGCUGAUUUUAGCAAUAUUCCAGCAAUAUCACGGCGGGGGACACCAGAAAUGGGCUUCACACAUUGUACCCAUGUCGGGAAUCGAACCUGGGUCUUCGGCGUGACGAGCGAACGCUUUAACCACUAGGCUACCCGACCGCCCCUGUUAUCUGUGAGAGUUUGCACAGCUAAGACAUGAUACAGCUUCCGCAUGCCCUCAACAUUUGCUCUGAAAAGUCCUCAAUAAAUCCUUGGUCAUGUCAAGCAAACCACUGAGCUUGUUUAUGGGAGGGGAGUAUUGUCAGGUGUGGAAACCUCAUGUAUCAUAUAAGAAACGUGUUAAUGAGAGCCACUGUAUAUUCCUCAUAGUCACAUUUGUAUCCUUGUUUUAUGGAAAGUCAUCUGUGAUAUGGAGUGUUGUGUCGGCAUAAGCCAUAUCUGUCAGCCUGUGAACGAGUCGACAAAAACCAUGCCUCAUAUUUUGGGCCCAUGCUGUUUGGGAUUUGAUGCCAGUAUCAACCCUCUUCGUCUAAUUUAAAAAAAAGGGGAAACAGUGGCUAUUUGACAACCCAUGUGCGGUGAAGCUCUAACACUGUGACGACCCGGGUUGUAACCUGGAUAUUUGUUUAACGCCGCACUCAGAAAUAUUCCAGCUAUAUGACGGCAGUCUGUAAAUAAUCUAGUCUGGACCAGACAAUCCAGUGAUUGACAUCAUGAGCAUCGAUCUAUGCAAUUGGGAGGAUCGAUGAAAUGCAUUAACUAAGUCAGCAAGCCUCCCCACCCAAUCCCGUUAGUUGCCUCUUAGUCGCCUUUUACGACAAGCAUGGGUUGCUGAAGACUUAUUCUACCGAGGAUCUUCCGGGUCUGUAACUUUGAUGCCACAAAUUUUAACCUUUGUCAACUGGGAACAUGUUCUGUCCUUGAAUCCCCACUAGGAGAUUAAACAUCAUUGUUUGUCUAUAAAUGCCUUGUGUUCUAUGUUCUACUCUGACUUAAAGUUGGAUGCAUGUUUGUUGUGUUCAGAUUCCAGUCAUGGGAUGACGGUCUCAACACCUAGCGAUGUGAUGGGAAACAUACAACCAGUGAUUGAUAUAAUGAGCAGCGUCCAACAUCGACAAUCACCAAAGACACCAAGUUUAUCACCAGAUUCACUUAGUUGUUGGUAAGAGACAACUAACAGGAUCGGGUGGUCAGA
This is a messenger RNA of Haliotis rufescens (red abalone), 4529 nucleotides long. RefSeq names its product G-protein coupled receptor moody-like. The record is from RefSeq and is a predicted model, not a curated record. The coding region runs from base 535 to 1665 and encodes 376 amino acids. Gene Ontology annotation, molecular function: G protein-coupled receptor activity. The transcript is spliced from 3 exons. NCBI's taxonomy places the organism in Eukaryota, Metazoa, Mollusca, Gastropoda, Lepetellida, Haliotidae. Gene Ontology annotation, biological process: G protein-coupled receptor signaling pathway. Gene Ontology annotation, cellular component: membrane.